Molecule: messenger RNA, 3777 nt
Organism: Labrus bergylta (ballan wrasse)
Lineage: Eukaryota; Metazoa; Chordata; Actinopteri; Labriformes; Labridae
Source: RefSeq, a predicted model, not a curated record
UCCUCUCACUUGGCUCGUCAGCUGUUCUGUGGGUUCAGAGGUCAAGUCUGUUUGGAGCUGCUGCAGACAUGUUUGUGUUUGAAUCGAUGAGUCUUUCUUUAACUCGUCACAGUCAGCAGCUGGUGGAGACGUGUUUUAUUUUCGUUGCUGACACUUCUCUGUUUUCUAAAGCUCUCAAAGUUUACACUCUCUGCACUCUGUGUGCACAGAGCUCUGAAGUUCAUCACUAACUUCUGUGUCCACACGCAGACUUAAACACUGACGUAUUACCUCCAGGUCAGUCUGAGGUCUGCUUCCUUCAGACCUUCAGAAGAGUUCAGGGACUUAUCAUCUUUGAGCCCCUUUCUUACCGUCUGCUCCAAAAGUCAGAACUGAAGUUUGCUGCUCACAUAAAGAGCUGAGACGAGCUGCUCUCAUUGGAGGAUGUUAAAGGACUUGGCGGUGGACACAUCUGGCUGCAGAUGUUCUCCCUGAUGUGUUUGUGGAUGUUCUUGACAAAUUUGUCCUUUUGUGUCUUUAAACGUCUGAUAAAGAUUUAUUUUUUAUAUUUGUCUGUGCGGCUGCUCUGCGAGUUUUUUCCUGGUGAAAUAACGGUUUGAAUGUUUUACUAUCGAUCUUUGAAAUAACAGUUUGUAAUAAGACACGUGAUAUUGAAAACACUUUGAUGAAAGAGAGUCAGUGUUGAUGUUUUAGACGCUGAGUUUGUGUGUCUGGAUCACGUUUUGGUGCUGAAGAUGUGAAACAUGAAUCUGUCUCUGUGGAUGUUCUUGUGCAGGUGCAGAGUUGAUGCUGCCUUCACCUCCAUCCUUUCACCUCAGCCUCCGCCCACGUGCCCAGUGUGUGCAUGCAUGUGUGUCUAUGUGAGUGUGUUUGUGUGAGGCGGUGAGUGUGUGUCGCCCCGCCCCCUCUGCCCACCAUGUCCCUGUUUCCCUCGAUGGUCCAGCCGAGCCUGCAGACGUGUCUCCGCCUCCUCUGCCUGCUCCUCCUCCUCACCGGCUCCUCCGCCACAACCACUUCGAGGAAGGACCCCGAUCCAGGCACCAUCCUGCUGCCGACAAACACGACACAAGGUGAAAAUGCUGACGUCACUCUUCCAGAGACCGGCUCCUUUAAAGUGGCCACGUUACCCCCACAGAAGAACUCCAGCAACCAAUCAGACAACUCUGUAGCAUCCCAAAUUCCACCCGACCAAUCAGAAGGAGGAAGGAAUUCAUCCACAAGCUCAUCAACCAACCAACAGCCAAGAUCCCGAGACCCUCUGCUUCCUCCAACCAGAGAGGGAGUCAGUGGACCAAUCACCAACACGGCAGCAGCGACAACAACAACAUCGUCAUCUCCACCUCCAAUGAGCACAACAACAACAUCUCCAACAAACACAACAACAACAUCGUCAUCUCCACCUCCAAUGAGCACAACAACAACAUCUCCAACAAACACAACAACAACAACGCCAUCUCCACCUUCAUUGAACACAACAUUAUCUUCUCCUGCUACAAAAUCAGCAACAAUGAAGACAACAACGUUACCAGAACCUUCAACGACAGACAUGACCUCCUCAUCUUCACCAACAACAACAACAACAACAACAACAACAACAACAACAACCAGCAAAACCAUAACUGCCUCUGCAGCAACACCCCGUCCUAAAACAACGACGACUUUGGCAACAACCCCAAGUUCAGCUGGCACGCCACAGCCAAACACCCCGAGCACCAGGACGCCAACCAGGACGCCAACCAGGACGCCAACCAGGACGCCAACCAGGACGCCAACCAGGACGCCAACCAGGACGCCACCAAUCCAGACGACCUCUUCACCCACAGCACAGCCUACCAUCGCUCCAACCGGCCACCAUGAGCCGGUUUCCACGGGAACGCCGCGGGUUGCCGUAGUAGAAGUAGCCGGGUCUGCUCUGACCAAGCAGCUAAUGAACACUGCGUCUCUCCUCGGCGUCCUGCUCUUCGGCCUGCUCUUCUUCCUGAUGACGGUGGCGGUGUUCGUCAUGCAGGCCUACGAGAGCUACAGGAGGAAGGACUACACGCAGGUGGACUACCUGAUCAACGGCAUGUACACCGACUCGGGGGUGUGAGGGAGGAAGCACAACGUGUGGAGAUUUGUUUGGGUUUUUUUGUCCUCGUUUUCAGAGAACGAAGAGAGGAGGACUGCGUGGCGACACGGUGCUGAUCCUGUGCCUCUGAUUGGUCGAUUGAGUCCAUUCUUACUCCUUCCUGAAUUCUCUAACAGCUGACUGAACUGAUCGUUUUCUAACUUCAUCACUUUGUUUUUCCAUCUCUUCCUUUGAGGGUUUGAGAGUUUAACUUGUUCUGUUUGUGCCAAAUCUUGAAACGUGGCUCGUAAAAAGAGGUCGCCUGGAUACAAAAGAGCGUUAACGAUGGUCCCACGGUGGUUAGACCAAUCAGGAGGCUUCAGUUAAGAUAGAACUUUGUUUAUAAAGACGAACGACUAGUAUCCACCUCCUCCCAUUUCACAAAAGUGAAGCCAAAAGUGAAUCCCUCCUGUGACGGGCACUGACAUAUUGGUCUGGUAACGUGUUGAUGCCCCGCCCCCUUCCUCUAGCUCAAACUUACAUUAAACUUCCUGGUCAAAGGUCGCUCAGGGGGGUUCAGUCUACAGCAGAACAGAUUCUUGUGUCAGCUUGUGUUCCAGAGCACACAGCAACGCAGGAGCCUCAUUCGUCAACACAGCUGUCAAUCAUGACGUCAUACUUCUUUUAUAGCAUCGAUAAACUAAUUAAAACUACAGAAACCAUGUUUGAAAAACAUUUGUUUGACAGUUUGAUCUUGUCCCGUCUGUUAGCUUGGAGGAGGCAGAGCUUAUGACCUAUAAUGCAAGCUGUCAACAGGGGGAGCUCUAAAUGUUUUGGCUUCACUUUUUAGGGCGCUGUCAUGUCGUCCAUCUUCUUUUUUACGGUCUAUGAUGUAGAAAGCUCAGCCACCCAGUGUCACAUGAAUAAUUUCACACAGAAUUCAGCUCAGUAAGGAUGAGCACUGUCACUUUAAGAAAAAUCAAUUCGCUAAUUGGUUAAUUAGCAUACAGGCCAUGUAGAGCGUUAUCAUAGACUGUGUAUCAGACGUUAGCUUAGCGUCAUGACAUCACUCAUUUCAUCUUGGACAAACGUUGUCUACGGCUCACUUCCUUAGACAAAAUGAACAACAAGAACAGCCAUCUCCGCCCUGAGCUUCUUUUAGUACAACCAAACCGACAUUUGUCAAUCAGAGGUAGCCCCGCCCCCUAACUCAUUCUAGUCUCUAAUUGGACCACAAUUUAGUAGAUACACAUUGAGCUGUGUUGAAGAAGACUUGAAACUACAGACUGAGACCAAAAACUCGUUUUGAAAAUGUUUACUGAGGUCCAAACAUUUCAUGAUAGACUUAUUUACUAUCAGCCGCCCCCUCCUGGCCGUAUGAAAGACUUUUCAUUCUUUUUUGACAGCUCGGUGAAGGACCAAAGUUUAUUUGUUAAUUUGAUGUCGCACAUUUCGUGGAACAAUUAUUUAACGGUUAGAAAAACGGUGAAAGACAAAAAAGCAGCUAAGAGCCUUAAGGACAAUGAGGUGUUAUGAUUGAAACGCGCCACAGAGACGUAAACUGAGACGGUCAGGAUCGCACCCACAAGGUAUUAAUUUAAUAUCAUGAUCAUUUAUCAAACUCAGCUGCAUUAAAUCAUACGUACAUGAUCUUAUUUAAAGGUCACAUUUAAAAUCCUCUUCUCCAUGUUCCUCUAACAUGUGUCUCUAGUCCGUCUACAAACCCCCCA